UUAUAUAAUGGUCACCAGCUGGUUACUGGCUGGCUAACUGACAGCCUACAAGUACAACCUACCACAAAUAUGAUGAGUCACUCAUGUAAAACAGACCAGGGGGUCUAUGAACAAUGGAUCUCCCAUCUAACAAAGACCCUCACCCAAAAUAGUAGGUGUUAUAACAUGGCCCACUUCUAUAGCCUAUAAUGACUCUUGUAACCUUGAACUUUUGAAGGGGGGAAUAUAACCCUGAAAUUACAUUUUCCAUAGUUAGGUUUGACUGGUGAGAGAGUAUGGCCCUGAAGGAGUAUAUCCAUGGCCUGGAUCAUAUUAUUAAGAUGUUGAACUGUGUUUUCAAUGUAAUAUUUCUGCAGCUGUGAUGAAAACAUCCUUAUUUGGGGCAAAGAUAUGGAAACAAAGGGCCCUGAAAGUGGAUGAUGAUGUGACUAGAGAGAUGUUUGUGUUUUAGAUGAGGUAAGGUGAGGGAAGGGAGGAGGAUGUGACAUGGCCAACCAACGAUGCAUGAUAGCUGAGGUAAACAACAGCCACAUCGCAGGUAAACGACGCAGAUUAGAGGACUAUGACUGCCAGGUGAACGAUUCCUGUGACAAAAACAGCAACGGAAUGAUUACAGGAAACAACCAUUUCUUCCCAAUCCGCCGCAGCAAUUGUGUCUUCCACACUGAAGAGUGGAAUCCGACAGGAACCGCCUUGUUUAAGCCACUUUUCGAGGAUCUGCUGAUAAACUCACUCAAACAUGAACAGAUCAGUUGUGGAGAAGGGGAUUUUUUCAUAGCUGACGAUCAAGGGAGCUACUCACAGACUGUCCCAGGUCGGGUGCUGCAUCUGUGGAAGUAUGACAAGCUGGAGAAGAAGCUCUACAUUGCCCGAUCGUUCCUCUUCACCAAUCUACAGGAGUACAUGACUGUCCAGCAGUUUCUACAAAAGUUGUGACUUUGACAUCAGUGCCUGCAGCAACAGCAGCAGCAGCAGUAGCAGCAGCAGCAUAGCAA
Messenger RNA from Haliotis rufescens (red abalone), 995 nucleotides. RefSeq lists its product as uncharacterized. The record is from RefSeq and is a predicted model, not a curated record. The transcript has 4 exons. NCBI's taxonomy places the organism in Eukaryota, Metazoa, Mollusca, Gastropoda, Lepetellida, Haliotidae. The coding region runs from base 487 to 936 and encodes 149 amino acids.